Messenger RNA from Aedes aegypti (yellow fever mosquito), 3164 nucleotides. Its product is annotated as protein cycle. Gene Ontology annotation, cellular component: transcription regulator complex; cytoplasm; aryl hydrocarbon receptor complex. The transcript is spliced from 11 exons. NCBI's taxonomy places the organism in Eukaryota, Metazoa, Arthropoda, Insecta, Diptera, Culicidae. Gene Ontology annotation, biological process: regulation of transcription by RNA polymerase II. The record is from RefSeq and is a predicted model, not a curated record. The coding region runs from base 636 to 2939 and encodes 767 amino acids. Gene Ontology annotation, molecular function: RNA polymerase II cis-regulatory region sequence-specific DNA binding; protein dimerization activity; DNA-binding transcription factor activity, RNA polymerase II-specific.
AUUGUCCAGUACUGCAUCACAAUUGUGUCGGAGCGAAACUGUAGCGCGUGCCUCACGGUUCCGAUCUCGCUCUGCAUGUUCGAUUCUGGCGCGAAACGAAAAAACGACGUCGCCCGGUCACCGGUCUCAUCCGCGGAUCAAACGAGAGAUACGCAUUGCCACUACCGGUGGAUACGGUGCGGUGAUUUCGUGCGUGAAGAGAGAACGGUAGUGUAAUCCGAUGUGAUGAAGUCUCAUUAAUUGCAGUGCAUUUUAGUGACGCGAAUUGGUGUUGGUUUUAAAACAGGGAGAAUACUGUGUACCAAGAGCGCGACCUUCACUGAUAGUUAACAUUGCAAAUAUGGUCGCCGAUGGCGGCGUCGAGUGUGUUUAGUAGAAGAUUCGCCAGGAAAAACAAAUUGUGUUAGUGUACCUUGCCUUGGGGCUUGUUGUAAACAGAAUACCGCGAGCACGCUCGUUUGUAAAUAAUUUGCAGAGAGGGAAGAGUUUUCUGUGGAAGCAGCAUAAAUAGCGAAAAUUUGCGGGACGCUAUAUCUAUGAUAUCAACGUAGCGAGCUCUUCCGGAUUUUUCAAACUGCAAAAUUCUGUUUCCUAUGCUCACGGAAUGUCUCCCAGCGCCAAACGACGAAUGAAGGAUGAUCUAUUCAAAAAGUGCGAACACCGCUGGAAAUGAUCAUUUGACGGCGACUACCGUAUCGACGGUCACCGUUUCCAACGCGGCCCUGUUGGAUUCCAUGCAAGCGAGUAUGGCCGCCGUGUCGAAUCUCAACAGCCACCAGCAGAGCCUUCCGUUGGGCGGUGCCGAGACCCUGCACAUGGGAGUUGACCAUCACGGUGGCCACCAUCAUCACGAUGAUGAUGGUGACGGUAUGGGGAAUGGAGCCGCUGACAGGAGGAAACGGAAAUUUUCAUACAACGACAAUAGUGAUAUCGAAGAUGAUACUGGUGAUGAUGCUAAAUCUGUGCGAACAACAGACGAAAACAAAAAGCAAAACCACAGCGAAAUCGAGAAGCGUCGACGUGAUAAAAUGAACACCUACAUCACCGAGCUGUCGGCGAUGAUUCCCAUGUGCCAUGCCAUGUCCCGGAAGCUGGACAAACUGACGGUCCUCCGCAUGGCCGUCCAGCAUCUGAAGACGAUACGAGGGGCCGUUCACUCGUACACCGAGGGCCACUACAAGCCGGCGUUCCUCUCCGACCAGGAGCUGAAAAUGUUGAUCCUGCAGGCGGCCGAGGGUUUCCUGUUUGUGGUGGGCUGUGAUCGAGGGAGAAUCCUAUACGUGUCGGAAUCUGUUUCGCAGAUACUGAAUUAUUCACAGGGUGAUCUGCUAGGUCAAAGUUGGUUUGAUAUUCUCCAUCCUAAGGAUGUGGCAAAAGUGAAAGAGCAGUUGUCUUCUUCGGAUUUGAGUCCGAGGGAACGAUUGAUAGAUGCUAAAACAAUGCUUCCGGUUAAAACAGAUGUUCCACAAGGUGUGACAAGGCUGUGUCCAGGCGCCAGGCGUUCGUUCUUUUGUCGGAUGAAGUGCAAAACGAAUAUUCAGGUGAAGGAAGAAGCGGAAUCCAACGGCUCGACGUCCAGCUGCCAUCGAAGGAAAAACAAAGUCAAUUCAGACAAAAAAUAUUCGGUAAUCCAAUGCACCGGUUACCUAAAAUCUUGGGCCCCAGCAAAAAUCGGUCUGGAAGAACACGAAACAGAUGGCGAGGGCGAAUCGUGCAAUUUAUCCUGCCUAGUAGCCGUCGGACGAGUUCAGCCCAGCCUCUUCCAGAAUCAAAUUUCCGGAAACGGAAAUCUCACCAAUCGACGUGUAACAGUAGACGGCGGUGGUAAUAACGCAUCAACCGGAACCAAUGGCUGUAAGGGUUUCAAUCGGAACAACAUUCCUAACCUGAGAAAUGUACAAUUCAUAUCGCGCCAUGCAAUGGACGGCAAGUUCCUAUUCGUAGACCAGCGGGCCACUCUGGUGCUGGGGUUCCUUCCACAGGAACUUCUGGGCACCAGUAUGUACGAAUACUACCACCACGAGGAUAUUCCGGCACUAGCCGAAUCACACAAGGCAGCUUUACAGGGAAAUCAAUGCGUAACGACACCGGUCUACCGGUUAAGGACCAAAGAAAAUGGGUUUGUGCGACUGCAAAGUGAAUGGAAAUCUUUCCGUAAUCCAUGGACCAAAGAGAUUGAAUAUCUGAUAGCGAAGAAUAACGUCAUUCUGGUGGACCUGGCCGAAGGAACGGGCGGAAGUUACGGAGGAACGAGCGCCAACGUCCAGAGUAGAUGCAACGGGAAUGGAACGACCACCGGGAACGAGAUCAGUGACGGCAACAACAACGAAAGUAACGGACAAAGUACGGUUGGAUAUGAAAUUUUUAACCAUUCAAAUGGCCGUGAAAUACAACGAAUGAUAAACUCGCAUGUAGAGGCUAGUAAGAUAGGACGUCAAAUUGCGGAACAAGUCUUAGACCAUCAACGCAGGAUAGGGGAUUCAUCUUCAGAGAGCAGUCCUGAUCCAACCGACUCAGCCAUUGCGCAGAGUUUCAACCCAGCCAUCCAAGAGGCUAACAAUUUGUCGAGCGAAGCCAUUGCAGCAGUGGAACGUUCACUUGCUUCUUCGUCCGGUGUAUCCCCGGCAUCCUCGUCCGGGGCUGGUGCCACCGGAGGAGCUAACGGCAGCGGAGGAGCUGGAACAGCUUCUACAGUAGGUCCAAAUGGUGGACAAGCAACUGGACCACCACCACAACGAAUAAACGGAACACUUCCCGGUUACAACCACGUGCGGAACAAUGAAAUAGUCAGCCCAGAGCAUGAAGUUCCGCACAGCCAAGCCAACAGUACUGACGGUAAUGAUGAAGCGGCAAUGGCAGUGAUAAUGAGUCUUCUAGAGGCCGAUGCUGGUCUGGGAGGUCCUGUCGAUUUCUCCGGCCUGCCGUGGCCGUUACCAUGAACGAAUACGCACCUUAGAGGCAUUUGUUAUAGAUUGAUAUGUGUUAACCUUAAUAGUCAACCAACCACGCAAUGGAUCAGAGUUACCAUUUCUUUUUAGUUCAAUCGAGGGGAGAACAGUUAUUUUACAAGAUCGAGUGAUUUCUGAGUAUAUUAUUUUAUUCCUAGGAAUAUAAAAUGUAGAGCAUAAAUAUGGCAACAUUUUCGCCAUUUUCCCAACAUCGAA